This is a messenger RNA of Physella acuta, 4284 nucleotides long. Its product is annotated as maternal embryonic leucine zipper kinase. Gene Ontology annotation, biological process: protein phosphorylation; intracellular signal transduction. Lineage: Eukaryota; Metazoa; Mollusca; Gastropoda; Physidae. Gene Ontology annotation, molecular function: ATP binding; protein serine/threonine kinase activity. The record is from RefSeq and is a predicted model, not a curated record. Gene Ontology annotation, cellular component: cytoplasm.
UUUUAAUAAUUUAUUAUUCGCAUCAUGAUUAAAAGAAUUCACAAGAUGAACAUUCAACAUAGAUCUAGAUUUAGGUCUACUACUACUUUAAUCUAUUGAGUAAUAUUCAAUAGAGCAAUCAGGGUCUUAGCUGGUUAUCACAAUUUUGGUUAAAGAUGUCUUUGUUUCCAGAACUGAGAGGUCUAUAUCAUUUACGGGAAACUAUUGGAUCAGGAGGCUUUGCAAAAGUAAAACUGGCUUACCAUGCAUUGACAGGGGAGAAGGUUGCAGUCAAAAUAAUGGAUAAAAGAACACUAGGGGCAGAACUUCCUAGAGUGACCACAGAAAUAGCUGCAAUGAAAGAAUUGUGUCAUCAGCAUAUUUGUAAACUUUUUCAAGUAAUUGAGACUGAAACUAGAUUUUUUCUAGUACUUGAAUACUGCCCUGAGGGAGAACUUUUUGAUUACAUAGUUUCAAAGGAUCGCUUGGAUGAAGCAGAAGCUCGUGUAUUUUUUCGACAAAUUGUUGCUGCUGUGGCUUAUAUCCAUGAAGCUGGUUUCGCUCACAGAGAUCUAAAGCCUGAAAAUUUGUUGCUAGACGAAGAUCAAAACAUUAAACUGAUUGAUUUUGGCUUGUGUGCCAAACCUAAGGGUGGAAUGGAUAGUUUGUUGGCAACUCUUUGUGGAAGUCCAGCUUAUGCAGCACCAGAGCUUAUCUCAGGAAGACAAUAUUUAGGUUCAGAGGUUGACCAAUGGAGUAUGGGUGUCCUGUUGUAUGCUUUAAUGUGUGGUUUUUUACCAUUUGAUGAUGAGAAUAUAUCACAGUUGUAUAAAAAAAUUAAGAGUGGGACAUACACGACACCUGAGUGGCUUAGCAUAGAAAGCAAAGAAAUUAUUUCCCAGUUGCUGCAAGUGGACCCUAAAAGACGAAUUUCUAUUCCUGCUUUAUUAAAACACCCAUGGCUUACUAAGAGCUUCAAUGUACCAAUAGAAUGGCAAACAAAAUAUAAGAAAGGUCUUGAUGAUGAUUGUAUUACUGAACUAGCUGUACAUCAUGGUAAGACAAGAUCUCAGAUGGAAGCAGAGAUUUCUGAGUGGAAGUAUGACUACCUUACAGCCACAUACUUUCUUCUUCUUGAAAAAAAAAUGAAAGGAAAACCUGUGAGAUUGUUGUCUAAAGCAACAUCAAGAACUGAUAGAUCCCGGUCACGACAUUACAGCUCUGAAGAAGAUUUAGCUGGUGUUGACUUUAACAGUUCACCAUAUAUAUUGACACCCCAAAACAAAGAUGGAAAAACAGCAUGUCCUCAGACAGAUAAAGCACGUGGACGUGUAAGAGAAAGACUAGAUUUUAAUAAUCCUGUAGAGACUGCUCAGAGAAGAGCAGCCAACAAAGAUGUGAAUAAAAUCAAGAGUGAGAAAAAUGAAGUCAGUGGAGCCAAAGAAACCAAGCUAGAAAAUAAAGCCUCUACACCACAGUCUGUCUAUAAAGAAAUAGCUUCACCUUGUUACAGCAAUAAAGAAAACAGACCUUUGAUGGAAAAUGAAGCCAAAUCAGAACCAGAUAAAAGAAGUAAAGAUGAUAAAAAUGAAAAUGAUAAAAACAGCCAUCAUAAAGAAAGAGUUGGAACAAAAGCUCAUGUUUCAGAGCAUAAGGGUACAAAAGGUGAUGUGUACAACGUCAGAAAUGCAGAACAUUUAUCAAAGCAUCAAACCACUCCCAGAAAAUCACCAAUAAGACAGACUAAUGUCUAUAGAAAAUCUAAUUAUUCUCAAACACCUGCUGUAGCAGUUAGGACACCUGGAAGAAGAGAAAUGGCUUCAGAGAAAGAGAAGACGCAACCCAAACCAACAGUCCACAAGGAAAACCAUUUUGUGAAACCAUCCACACCUAAGCCUGGCAACAGUGAUGAAUUUGUUGUCCCACAGACACCAAGAAGCCGCGCAACCCCAGCUCGCACACCAAAGUUUACUGCUUAUCCUUCUCCUCAUGUUUCUAAACCUCAAGUCACAUCUAUGGAUGAUUCUUAUGUUCAUGAGAAAUCUGCUAUAAAUAACACAUUCUCGCCAUCCCGUUCUUAUGAUUCACAAUUAAAUAACUUGGGCGUAGAAGAUAAUCAUUCACCAGUUAAAGACUCCUCCAAGGCUGCAUCUCGCUCUGUUGAUGAUGAACUAUAUAGGAUGCACAUGUCCGCCCCUGGCAGUGGACAGAAAUCUGCUCGUAAGGGUGCUGUAUUUGGAAGUAUAGAACGCAUGCUCAACAUGUUGACUCCCAAAAAGAAAGGCUCUUUAAUUGAUGGACCAAGAAAAGCUCGAGCUUUACACAAUGUGUGUUUGACAAAUGAACUGAGUCCAGACCAUGUGCUGACUACUCUCAAGAAUUCUCUACAGAAGAAAUGUAUUCCUUUUAAACAGAGCGACUACUCACUUCGCUGCACUGUAAUGGAUGAUUGGGGCCACACUAAGCUCGCUUUUGACCUGGAAGUCUGUGCAUUACCUAAGAACUCCUUUUUGGGUGUACACCGGAAACGUGUGAAGGGUGAUUUGUGGUAUUACAAGAGGUUGUGUGAGGAUAUACUUCGCACUUCAGGAUUUAUUUAAAGAUUGUUAUUAUAAUAUUUAUUUCUAUAAACUCUAAAAAAAAAAAUGUGUGACUUUUAAUAAUAAAUAAUAAGUGAAAAAUUAACUUAGAACUGCACAUUUCUGAGGGAAAAAACUGCAUGGUAAAUUCUUAUUUUUUUAAUCAUUUCUGUGUUAUUUUAAGCUUUAGGCCAAGUUGUUUUAAUUUUCAAAGUUUUUAAUACUUUCUCCUUUUCUACAAUUCAGGCAGCAUACAAGUUUCCACUGAAUUUUUUUUUAAUCACAAACUUUGCUAGGUACAGGAUGGUCAAAUCAGUCCCAGGUUUACCCAAUAUUUUUCCUGUAUUCAAAUUUAGGAAUAUUUACAUUAACUUUUUACAUGUCAAAUACUUUUCUUACGACAUUUAUAAUGUGUAAUAUAAUACUAUCAAGAAAUGAUUGUCGAAUAAAGGUGUGGGACCAUGUGGUAUAGCACUCAAUAAUUAACCCCCGUCUCAAGGGAAGUUCUCAGACUGGAGACUGUGGACAUUUUAAGUUCACCCAGUUCUAAUCAUUGAGUUGGGGAAAGUAAAAGCCACAGGCUUAAUACUGACCACUACUUCAUCUGCCCCUGGACCUUUUUGUCUGAAAAUGUACUUCACUUUUUACAGACACUAUUAAAAUAAUUGGCACAAUGUGUGCAACUAAAUCAUUUCAGAACUUUUUUAUUGUUUCAGUGUGUUCAGAAAAUAUUAAAAUAAUUGUCCUAUUUAUAAUAUAAUUAUCUUAAAUUGCAAAAUACUUAACUUCCAGUUGUGUAUUUUAUCAACUAGAAAACUUCAAAUAGGUCUUUAUACAUAGCAAAGGUUAGUAAACAGGGGUUGUGCAGAAAUGACAACAUUCAUCACAGUGUUUUUUCAAAGUUUUAACUGAGUUCUCGCUUGCUGGCAAAACCAAUUGGCACCUUGGGAGUAGUGGCCUCAAAUCAUAUCCGUCUUGCAGUUACAAAUACAAUUUAUUCAUAACUUUUUCUCCUUUAAACAUUGGAAUAACACUGUUUAAUAUUGCUGUUUAUGCAUAGUAAUUAUGUGGUAAAAUAGUUCAUGCAUGUAAAAAAGCAACAGUGAACUUACUUAAUAAUAUUAAUAGUUUGUAUUUCAUAUAAAAUGAUGGAAUGUUUAAAUUAAUGUAUAUUUGUGUAAUGAAUUGAACUGUAAUAUAACUUAUAAGUAGUUAGUAGGAAAAAGUAUGUAUUAUUAAAAUUAUGUACUAAUAUAUCUAUUGCAUGCUUGUUUGUUUGUUUUUUGUAACCUAAAACAAUCUUUUGUUGAAGCAACUAUUCUCAUAGAUAAUUAUAAACUUUUUUAACAUCUCAAAUUAUCAAUAGUCAAGAAAACAGAUGUCACAUUAUCUUUUGGACAAUCAAGGAAAAUAUAAUUUUUAAAUGAAAGUUUUGAAUAAAAUAAAUCUUGCAUAAAAAUUAGUAAGUAGUUUUUUAUAUAUACAACUGUAUUAUGAUUCCUAGCUCAUUUAAUGUACAGCACUCCUUGCUUUGCUAAUGUUAUUUCCUAAACUACUUUUUACUACGAUUAUGAUACAUUUUUCUGUUAAAUAUGCAAACUACUUUUCCUAUAAAAGUGUUGUGACUCAUUUUUACUGAAGUGUAGCUUUUUAAACAUAUUUUGUGCCUUAAAACUUUUUGUAAUGCUACUGUUAUUAAACAUGUUAGUUAAUAAAAUGCGCUCCU